AUCUUGGAGCUGAAUAUUAUUUCGGCCCAAGAAUUAGCGCCUGUGGCACGGUGUAUGAAGACAUAUGCUAUCGCUUGGAUUGAUCCAGAGCGUAAAUUGACGACUCGAGUCGACAAUACGGGUGGAACAAGCCCUACAUGGAACGACAAGUUUGUGUUUCGUCUUGAUGAGGAAGCACUCUACGAUGCCACAUCAAUAGUUGUUAUAGAGAUCUAUGCAUUACAUUGGUUCAAAGACAUUCAUGUUGGCACGGUACAAGCCUUAAUAAGUGACCUUGUCAGCCCUUCUUCAGCUAUGAGAUUUGUUACCCUAGAGGUUCUUCGUGCCUCGGGCCGCCCUCACGGCCUCCUAAACAUU
Molecule: messenger RNA, 357 nt
Organism: Camelina sativa (false flax)
Lineage: Eukaryota; Viridiplantae; Streptophyta; Magnoliopsida; Brassicales; Brassicaceae
Source: RefSeq, a predicted model, not a curated record